ACCGUUGGUGGCGGUUAGAGCGGAAGAAAAGAAAAAGGAAAGGAGUUUUGGAGGGAAAAGGAAAGAAGAUCAAUCUUCUUCUUCUUCAAUAAUCAUCUCAUCAUCAAUGGCGAUGUUAUUAUAAAUUGGAGAAAGCAUUUUCCAAUUUCCUUUUUAUUCAAUGAUUGCACUCUUCAAUUUUCAUUUACUAUCCUCGAUAUGGCUUCUUCUUCUUGCCAUGGCGAUUCGCACUUUUGGAGAAUCGUCGACAUGUUUGACGGUCUAUAGAGAAGGCGGUGCUCCCGCUGUUUUUCAAUCCCCUAAAUGCCCCCGCUGGAAGCUUUCCUCUUUCGAAUCCUAUUACGCUUCUCAAUCAUGGACCACCGAGCCCUGUCAAUUGGCUAUGCUUCAAGGUCGAAGAUACUCUCAGGAGGAUCGAGCUCUCUGCGUUCUCGAUCUUCGAAUUCCUUUCCCCGGAAAAGUAGGGCUUAAGGAGGUAAAUGUCGGAGUGGUUGCUGUUUUCGAUGGUCACAAUGGUGCCGAAGCAAGUGAGAUGGCAUCAAAGCUUUUAUUGGAGUACUUCAUCUUACAUACAUAUUUUCUUCUUGAUGCAACGUAUUCUGUUGUAUUCAAGAGAUCCAUUGGAGGAUUGCUAAAGAGUAAUGAAGAUGAUACUGUUUUUCAAUUGCUUAAUUGGGAUGAAGUAUUGGGUCACCAUGGGUUGGAUCUUGAAAGGUUUAAGACUUCACUGUCAGAGAAUUUUGUUGAUGCUCCUCACUUGGUAAUUUUGAAGGAGGCAUUGUUGAGAGCAAUCAAUGACAUUGAUGCAAUUUUUACUAAGGCAUCAUCUAGAAAGAAUCUGGAGUCUGGUUCAACAGCCACAGUUAUUCUAUUAGCAGAUGGUCAACUUUUAGUUGCUAAUAUUGGAGAUUCAAAAGCCUUUCUGUGCUCUGAAAAAUUCCAGUCAGCUGCAGAGGCUAAAGCCACUUAUUUAAAGUUAAAUAGGCAGGAAAGACGUAAUGGUGCUAUGUCACAUGUAAGAAAUGUUUUAAACUCUAGGUCGCCUUCCUCCAGUGGAUCGUUGCAUUUUUCUGUGAAAGAAUUAACAAGAGAUCAUCAUCCCAACAGAGAUGAUGAAAGAUUCCGGGUUGAAAAUGCUGGUGGUUAUGUUCUUGAAUGGGGUGGUGUGCCUCGAGUCAAUGGUCAGCUGGCUAUUUCUCGGGCAAUUGGUGAUGUUUCCUUUAAAAGCUAUGGUGUUAUAUCUGCACCAGAAUUGACAGAUUGGCAACCACUGACUGCAAAUGAUAGCUAUCUGGUGGCUGCAUCUGAUGGACUUUUUGAGAAAUUAAGCUUACAAGAUGUUUGUGACUUGAUAUGGGAAGUACGAAAUCACGAUCACCGUAGAUCAGAGCUCUCUACUUCAUGUUCCUACUCAUUAGCUGACUGCAUAGUAAACAAUGCAUUUGAAAAGGGCAGUAUGGAUAAUGUGGCAACUGUUGUUGUUCCAUUGGAAAGAUUAAACAAAGGAGACAAAGUUUCCCCAGCAUCAGGGUUGCAGAGGUCCACGUACGAUUUCUCAGUCAAUGAGAUCGGAUCGGAGAUAGUGCAUGUGAAGCCUGCUCAUCCAGUUAUGACCAUGUUUGAGAGGUUAUUGGUAGAAAGGAAACAGGGGUAUAUUGGCUCGUUUUAUUUAGCUGAAAACCUUGCUGAACUCACAGAUUACACGUUGCAAGCUGAAAAGUUUAACCAUGGAAAUUAUGCCAAACCUAAGGCACUCCCUGGGUCCCUGGACCACAGUUUUAGUGGAUCUGUAAAUCUAUAUCAUGACCAUAAUCUGUGCUUGCAUUAUGGAGUGAAUGCUGAUGGUGCCAAAGAUCAGUGCAUAAAUCCAGAAGGUUUUUCAAGUUUCAUUGGUUUUCUUGAAUCAAUUCCUAUUCAUGGUUCUGAUUCAAAAAAUGGAUCUUCUGAAUUUGAAAUUCCUAGCUUAAGCUAUGUUUUAAAGAAGAGGUUCGGUCAGGGAUCAUAUGGUGAGGUAUGGAUGGCUUUUCAUUGGAAUUUUCAUGAAGGCAGCAACUCUUCAGACUUCAAUGGCAGAGAAAACAAUGUCUCGUUUAAUUCUAUCCCAUUUGAUUCAAAAACCAAGAAUAGUAGCUCAUCUGGUCACAAUGGUCAAUCUGGUUCUCUUGAAGACAACUUGUUUGUUUUGAAACGUAUAAUGGUGGAGAAAGGGACUGCUGUUUAUCUGAGUGGUCUACGAGAGAGGCAUUUUGGAGAAGUUUUUCUAAAUGCUUCAAAGUGUCUUGGAGGUUUGCCACCAGCCAGAGCUUUAGGCAGUUUCCCAAAAACAUCAUGUUUAGGUUUCUAUGACAUAAUAGAAACAAAUGAAUAUAUGGCACAUGAAAUAGGAAACAGUUGGAGCUUCAAAAAUAUAAUUCAAGAUAAGUUUAGCCCGCAAAUGGGUUUCUAUGAAGAAGGUUUGCAUCAUAUUGCUAGAUUUGUAGAAUCUUUUGAAUCCCGAUCUAACGAAAUAUGGCUUGUAUUUCAUUAUGAGGGUGUGUCAUUGUCAAAGCUUUUAUAUAGUCUGAAAGAAGCAGAUAAGAAUGGCAAUGAGGAAAGGGCUGACAACGAGAAGUAUGCUCAGAUGUUGUAUCCUUCUAAAUGGUGGCAUUGGUUGAAGACAACAAAAGCAGGACAUAAGGAAACGCAGAGUCUUAUAUGGCAGUUGUUAAUGGCAGUCAAGUCCUGUCAUGAUCGCAAUAUCACCCAUAGGGAUAUCAAACCUGGGAAUAUGGUGAUAUGCUUCGAAGAUCAGAAAACAGGGAGAUGUUUGAAUGAAAUUCCAAAAGGAGAAGAUAACUUCACUAGUAAAAUGCGCAUAAUUGACUUUGGAAGUGCUAUGGACGAGUUUACGCUGAAGCAUUUAUAUGGUUCUUUAGGACCUUCUAAAGCUGAACAAACUAAUGAGUAUGCUCCUCCUGAAGCUUUACUGAAUUCUAGUUGGCACCAGGGGCCAAUGACCAAAACUUUGAAGUAUGAUAUGUGGAGCAUUGGUGUUGUGAUCUUAGAGUUGACCUUGGGAUCACCUAAUGUUUUUCAGAUUAGUGCUUAUACACGAGCUCUCUUAGAUCAGCAUCUCCUGGGUUGGAAUGUAGAUUUAAAAGAGCUUGCAUAUAAACUUAGGUCAUUCAUGGAGCUGUGUAUUUUAGUCCCUGGGGAUUUUUCAAAACUUCACAGAACAAUGGACCGAGUUGGAGUAUCACCAGCUUCCUGGAAAUGCUCAGAAGAGUUUUUUUCCUAUCAAAUAAGGAGUAGAGAUCCACUUAAAAUAGGGUUCAAUAAUGUUUGGCUUCUGCGGCUAGUGCGAGAUCUUUUGCUUUGGGAUCCUGAGGAUAGAUUAACCGUAGAUGAGGCUUUGCAGCAUCAGUAUUUCAAAACUCCUCCCAAAGAAUGAGUCCCUCUUAUCAGGCCGCAUAAAGCCCUACAAUUCAUGGCUCGUGGCUGUUUACACGACUCUGAAGUUCCAGCAUUUCUUGAUGACUUGGGUCCACAGAGAGGGCAGCUCGACAGUCUCGCAAAGCACCCAACACAUCCCCAAUAUGUUCAUGGAAUGCGGCUCUCAAGUGUAGAAGAUGAACAUCUGCUUUGAAUGCGAUUGCCCUAGACAGUUCAGCAAUCGCUUCUUGUUCUUUGUGGCUGUCCAUUAACACUGUUGCAAUCAUGAAGGCAGAUCAACUUCAUUAACAGCUAAAGUAAGGGUUUUUUUUUCCAAAUGUAAAAUAUAGGUAAACAAUAAGUGGAGGCCUCAAAUAUAAAUUUCGUUAAAAAAAAACUUGGAUGUCAUACACUGCAACAGAUAGUGACCUUGGCAGUGUUAUUUGUAUUACAGGGUCAACAAGUAGUUACUCAAAUCAUGUUUUAGGCAGUAUCGUAUCAAUUAUGCUAAGAAAAAGACUUAACUAUAUUAAA
Molecule: messenger RNA, 3945 nt
Organism: Humulus lupulus (European hop)
Lineage: Eukaryota; Viridiplantae; Streptophyta; Magnoliopsida; Rosales; Cannabaceae
Exons: 21
Coding region: 161-3430 (1089 amino acids)
Biological process (GO): protein phosphorylation; protein dephosphorylation
Cellular component (GO): cytosol; nucleus
Molecular function (GO): protein kinase activity; protein serine/threonine phosphatase activity; ATP binding
Source: RefSeq, a predicted model, not a curated record